Molecule: messenger RNA, 1554 nt
Organism: Closterium sp. NIES-65
Lineage: Eukaryota; Viridiplantae; Streptophyta; Zygnematophyceae; Desmidiales; Closteriaceae
Source: the annotation of a GenBank genome assembly
AUGCUGGAGUCGACCUGCAGGGCCUUCUUCGACCUGCAAGGAGUCCAGCUCCGUCCCGCCCCGGAUGCAGUCAUGACGACCCACUGUGCUCGAGUGGUAGAGAGCGCACCCGCACAGAACAGAUCCGAAGCGGUAGAGGGACAGAUAGACGUACCUGCCGCAAACCGGGACGCAAAUCCAAGAGUUGGGUUUAUUUCAUAUUCCCGCCGACCUGCACCGAGGGAUGCAGUACUGAGUGGCCCGACAUCAAGGGCAGCCACUGCUGACGAGCGUGAUAGGUCUGGAGAUAGGCAGCACAGGUUUGCUGAUCGGGUUAGGAGGCCGCGGGAACGCGAAGCACGGACGGAGACCGACUUGGCAAGCGUAGCAGAUGAAGGCGAGGAGGGUGUAGAAGAUCCACAGCUGCCAAGUCAGGUCGAACAGGCAGAGGAGCACUGGAGGAAGGCGGCUGAUGAAAAGCGGAUGGUCGAAGCAGAAGCCAAGAGUAGACGGGCUGAAGAGAUGCAGCGGCGCAGUGAUGGCGGCACCGAUCCUACCGUCUCUUUCCCGGGAACUGGAGACAUACGUGAAGCAUGGGAGCGUGGGGCACGAGCCGCUGCAAGGGCACACGUGGGAGAGGCAGGAGAGGAGCUCGCCAGCAAUGUGCGGCAGCAUAUCGAGGAGGAUAGGGGAUACGUGAAAGUUCGCUUGCCCAGCCUAAAGCGGAAGGCGGCAGAAGAGGCCCGGAGAGGGGACGUCGACGUGCCAGAGAAUUCGGGAGAGGCGAAAAAGAAGGAGGAGAGCAACGCGGGUGCUAAGGCUCAUAAGAUGGCGGUACUUACGGCAGAGGACGGGGCGCCAAAGGAAGCAGAGUCUGCGGCGCAGCAGAAGGUGGGUGCAGAGGCGGUCAAGGGUGCGGAGGCAGUCGCGCGUAAAGAAGCGGGUGCAGCAGCAGAGCUGACGUCGGAGGCAGUCGAGCUGAUGGUUGUGGAGGCAGUGGCGCAGAAGGAAUCAGAGGCAAUGGCGAGCCAGAAGGAUGAGGCAGCGGCGCAGCAGAAUGAUGAGGCAGACGCACAUAAGGAAUCAGCGGCAGCAGCGCAGCAGAAGGAUGAGGGUGCGGCGCCCACGAUGGUUGAGGCAGAGGCGCAGAAGGAAUCAGAGGCAGCGGCGCAGCAGAAGGAGGAGGGUGCGGCGCCGAAGAUGGUUGAGGCAGAGGCGCAGAAGGCAUCAGAGGCAGCGGCGCUGCAGAAGGAGGAGGGUGCGGCGCCGAAGAUGGUUGAGGCAGAGGCGCAGAAGAUGUCAGAGGCAGCGGCGCUGCAGAAGGAGGAGGGUGCGGCGUCGAACAUGGUUGAGGCAGAGGCGCAGAAGGAAUCAGAGGCAGCGGCGAGGGAGAAGGAUAAGGCAGCGGCGCUGCAUAUGGAGGAGGCAGACGCACAUAAGGAAGGAGAGGCACGGAAUAAGGCAGAAGCAGCGGCGCGGCAGAAGGCGGAGGCAGAGGAGCAGAAACAGGCUGCGGAAGAGGCACUACAACUGGCUCGGGCUGAAGCGCGGAAGAAGGCUGUUGUAGAGGCGUAG